Messenger RNA from Colletotrichum truncatum, 357 nucleotides. RefSeq lists its product as uncharacterized. The record is from RefSeq and is a predicted model, not a curated record. Lineage: Eukaryota; Fungi; Ascomycota; Sordariomycetes; Glomerellales; Glomerellaceae.
AUGGAAGACCAAAAACCGCUAGCCCCGAUCACCUGCUACACCGAGCCUGUCCAUUGCGACUGCCCCAACGGCACGUACACAGGUUGGGCCGGCGUGGCCAGACUCAUUGACAUAAUCAUCCAAUACUACGCACCGCCCAGGUGGGUUCGCUGGGUCAUUGGCACAGUCCUCUUUAUCUGGUUCUUCACUGCGGUUGCCACCAAAUGGCUCGACUUUUUUUUCAGAGUUGCAAAGUACCGCAAAAUUAGGAGUCUUGGCGGCGACUGGGCCUCUGCUUUGUCUGCCUUUGGGCCAGAGACGGCAAAAGACGCGCAGCAGCGGCAAGAGUGGGAGAAGGAGAUGGGGCGUGGGCAUUAG